CACCCCUUGCCCUCCGUAUAGUUAUCUACCCUGCAGCAGUCAUGAAGUGGUGCCUUGCGCUGGUCGCCGUGAGCCUCUGGGCUGUUGCCGCCGCCCAGACGGGAACGCAGUGUGCCUCUGAAAUCUCUGCCCUGUGCCCUGCGGAGGAUUCGGCAGAUCCAGUGUUCCUGCCCGUGCCUGAAGAUUGCGGGGAGUACUGCGAGUGUUCCAACGGAGAAGCGUGGCUCUUCUUCUGCCCGCCAGGAACACUCUUUGAUGAAAAAUUAAGUUACUGCUUGGUCGCCGACAGUGUGGACUGCGGCUCGCGUCCCAUCCCCUAGUCGUGCAGCUUUGCGUCCUGAACGAGCCGCAGUCCGUUGAGAUUAACAGUAAAAUUGGAGACAGCGAAAACUAUUUGAUGUGCUGAUGUUUCUGAACUCGCGUCAAUAAAGCAGAAGUUUGCCGCC
This is a messenger RNA of Eriocheir sinensis (Chinese mitten crab), 446 nucleotides long. RefSeq lists its product as uncharacterized. The coding region runs from base 42 to 320 and encodes 92 amino acids. NCBI's taxonomy places the organism in Eukaryota, Metazoa, Arthropoda, Malacostraca, Decapoda, Varunidae. The transcript has 3 exons. Gene Ontology annotation, cellular component: extracellular region. Gene Ontology annotation, molecular function: chitin binding. The record is from RefSeq and is a predicted model, not a curated record.